Naumovozyma dairenensis CBS 421 is the source of this 711-nucleotide messenger RNA. RefSeq names its product Nyv1p (gene NYV1). Gene Ontology annotation, cellular component: membrane. Gene Ontology annotation, biological process: vesicle-mediated transport. Bases 1 to 711 code for a protein of 236 amino acids. NCBI's taxonomy places the organism in Eukaryota, Fungi, Ascomycota, Saccharomycetes, Saccharomycetales, Saccharomycetaceae. The record is from RefSeq and is a predicted model, not a curated record. The transcript has 2 exons.
AUGAAAAGAUUCAAUGUAUCAUAUGUGGAAGUCACAAAAGAUGGGAAUACGAUAUCAAGUUGUUACGAUAGUAAUGAUGGUAACUUUGGCAGGAAUACGUAUGGUUCCAUUUUAAAUAAUUCAAUACCAACGCCUGAUAUUUUCCAUAAAUUAAUUCAUGAUAUGGUAUUACCUAAAGUGAUACCUGUCAUUGGCAACAAAGUUACAAAAGUAUCUCUGGAUCUAAUCGAUGGAUUUGAUUGUUAUUAUACUACUGACGAAGAUGACAAAGUUUUGAUUUGUUUCACACAAGUUGAUAUCCCUAAAAUCCUACCGAUAAGGUUACUUAGUGAAUUGAAAGGCGAGAAGAAAAAUAAUUAUUCCAAUAAUGAGCUAGGUGCCCAUGUGGGUAAAAUCUUGGAUGAGUUCCAUGAAGAACUAAUGUCAUAUAAAAACGAUAGUGGUCAAGAGGGCGAUACCACAGAAGAUGAUAUACAAGAUAUCAUUAAGAUAAUGAAUAAUAAUAUCGAUAAAUUUUUAGAAAGACAAGAACGAAUCUCUUUGUUAGUCGAUAAAACUUCUCAAUUAAAUGACAAUAGCCAUAACUUCAAAAAGAAGGCAGCAAGGAUAAAAGAACGAAUGUGGUGGCAGAGGAUGAAAAACACCACGCUAUUAAUGUUCGCAAUUAUUCUUACAAUCAGUGCCCUGUUUAUUUUUUUCUAUGUUAUUUAA